This is a messenger RNA of Mercenaria mercenaria, 1065 nucleotides long. RefSeq lists its product as uncharacterized. The coding region runs from base 1 to 987 and encodes 328 amino acids. The record is from RefSeq and is a predicted model, not a curated record. Lineage: Eukaryota; Metazoa; Mollusca; Bivalvia; Venerida; Veneridae. The transcript has 3 exons.
AUGUCUGCCUUUGCCAAGAACUUCUACAAGCUCAUGAAUAACAGCUGUUUUGGCAAGACGAUGGAAAAUGUCAGAAAACAUAAAAACAUUGAGCUCGUGCAUAAUGAAAGACGUCUUUUGAAACUGAGUUCAAAAUCAACCUAUAAAACUACAACAAUAUUCAACGAAGACCUUACAGCCGUUGAACUUUAUAGAGUGAGGGUGUUAAUGAAUAAACCAAUCUACAGUGGCAUGUGUAUAUUAGACUUGAGUAAAUGGGCCAUGUAUGACUUCUAUUACAACAAAUUGAAAAACACAUUUGGUGAGCAGAUGACCAUGUGUCUCACUGACACUGAUUCUAUUUUGUUUUACGUGGAAUCAUUUGACGUUUACCAGUAUAUGAAAGAAAAUAUUCACUUGUUUGAUACGUCGGACUACCCACAAAAUCAUUUCCUAUAUAGUGAGGAGAAUAAGAAAAAAGUGGGUAGUAUGAAGGAUGAAAUGUCUGGAAUUCCGAUCUCUGCUUUUGUUGGUCUCAGAAGUAAAGUGUACAGUUUUAAGUGUGAUAAUAACAAAGAAGAGAAAAGAGCAAAAGGAAUUGCAAAAGCCACUUUGAAAAGAGACCUUAGAUUCACAAACUAUAAAGAUAUCUUGUUUUCAGAAGGUCAGAAUGUUGUAACAAUAACGUCAAUUAGAAAUGACAAUCACGAGUUGUACUGUAAUGAAAUGAAAAAAAUUGGACUGUCCUCGUUUGAUGACAAACGGUAUCUGCUUAAUGCUACAGACAGUCUUGCUUAUGGUCAUUAUUCUUUGAGACAGUCACAGGUAGAGGAAGAAAGGGCAAGAACUCCUUCAAUAUUACCAGAAGAAGGAAGUUUAUUUAUAGACAAUUGUAAGGUCACACCUUUGACAUACAAAUUGGAACAUUUGACAAGUACUCCCACAUUGCUUGAAGACGAGAGAUCUUUUAUAGCAGAUUGUAGUGUCACACCCGUGACAUUUAAAUAAAAUAUCAUAAACUGAAUGUAUGCUAAUACAAAAUAUGUUUAUGUAAAAGAAUAGAUUACACUUUAUUCCUAUAUUAAA